Tetranychus urticae (two-spotted spider mite) is the source of this 1155-nucleotide messenger RNA. RefSeq lists its product as uncharacterized. Lineage: Eukaryota; Metazoa; Arthropoda; Arachnida; Trombidiformes; Tetranychidae. The record is from RefSeq and is a predicted model, not a curated record.
ACUCACGAUAAUAACCGCUAAUUGUAAUCAUAAUUUUUUAAUACUGCAGACUAGAUUAUCAAGGUGAUGGUGAUUAGGGUUAGCACAUCCCUCGUUUUAGGAUCACUAUGGCCAACCUAAUUGUAAGAUGUAUAAAAAAGCCUUGAUUUGAGUCGAGAAAUUAUUACAAUUUAAUCGACAUUGCAACCACCAACAUCAGAAUCAAUUUCAUUGUAACCUUCUCAAACUCAAUCGAUCCUCAACUGCCUAUUGAUUUUUCAAUAAGAUCUUCAAUAAUUUGUUACCUUGUGAAUUGGUGUUAACCUCGUUAAAUGUUUAAAAUGAAAACCAUCACAGCAACAGUUUUACUUGCCUUAACUCUUUCGAUGAAAGUAUCUGCUCAAAAUGAAACUUAUUGUAAAGCUAUUGGGGACGAACUGGAUUCACUAAUGAAGGAUGUUUUACACAUGAAACCCGAUCCAUUAUUUCCCAACUCAACUGAAAAUCGUGAACUGUUUUGCGGACCAUCCAAAGAGCUAUUGAAAAAGGCCAAUCUAUACGUCAAGUGUUUACCUCGAUUCCAAGCUCAAGUUGUCUCAAUCAUGUCCAAAGGAACCAGGAAACCGGUUAAAUUAAUUUGUAAUGGUGAUGGAGAAAAAAUCAUCAAAACUUACUCUUGCAUGGAUGCCAAAUUCAAAGAGUCUCUUCAUAAACAAGAGGCAAUCUUUUUAAACUCAUUGAUAGUGAUUAAGGAAAAGGUUCCUCAAGACAAACUUCACUCAUCUUUUUGCUGUACAGCUCGUAAUAUAUCUGAAAGUUUACUGGUCACUUUACCCAAACUGAAAUGUGAAGACCCAACAAUUGACUUGCCAAAGCAUUUUACCAGUUUAAUUGAAACCUCUCUAGGUGAUACUCUGGACCUGAUUUGUGGAUCAUUCCCAUCUUUCGAUGUAUGCAAAGAAAAGGCCGCCGAAUCAGUUAAAUUAUUGGAAGAAAAUUUUUCAGAUAUGGUUGAUACCAAAGAAACUCCUUUAGUUGGUUCUGUAUUGCAAAUUAUUGGUAAAUUAGCAAAUUAACUUUAAUAAUUAACUUCAAAUUAAAUUAUUACCCAAGUAAUGUAAAUUUUAAAACGUUUAAGACUAAAUAAAUUGGUUAACCCGUGUUAACAAAUGUAAA